UUGUGAUGGGUUCUAUGGACUGUAAAGACGUUGAAGAUGAUGAGUCGGCAGCUGACUCGCUGUGGUUCACCAAGCCUGACACUGUGUUCUCACAACUCAUCUGUCACCAGAGACCAGAAGCUGAAUCAUCCACAUGUAUGGACACAAAUGGCGAACAAGAUGAUUUCACAGCUCACAAUGUCUCACAGCCCCAAUUAGCUGGAGGAGUUCGUGCCAUGGGAUGUGAAAGACUGUUUGAACUGCAGAAAAUCAUGUUAAAAAAGAUUCGUUUCUCCUGUUCGGCUGGUGGGUUCUUUGGCUUCCAGCACGGAACAGAGUGUGAAAGUGAUCUGUGUAUAUGUUCUCCAACUGGCACUGGAAAGACUCUGGCGUACAUGCUCCCUGUCCUGGACACCCUUGUCAACCUUAAUGGGGCUUACAUGAUGGGCCAUCCAAAAAUACUGGUGUUGGCUCCAACUAAAGACCUGGUCGACCAAAUUUUCGCAGUCUGUUCGACAUUAACCUCAAAACUGGGCGUGAGUGUAGUGAAGAUUGGCAGCAGUAAUGUGUCCUUGAAAGAGGAGGCCUCCUCUUUAGUAGAACAGUGUCCACUCUCUCAAUCACUCCACCCAACUGCGGAUAUUGUGGUCGCAACUCCUGGCAGACUCGCAGAGCAUCUCAAAACAACUGAAGGCUUUUCUCUGAAGUACUUGCGUUUUCUCAUCAUUGACGAAGCAGAUGCGCUGUUCAACAUGCACCCUUUCGAUUGGCUCACGCAAAUUGAGACUUCGAUUCAUUGUGGCGAUCCGGCGGUGCCUCGAAUCGAUCCCAGGAACCGGAAGCUCAAAGACCUUCUGAGAAACGACUGGGUUCCAAUGCAGAAGAUUCUAGUCUCCGCAACCUUUCCGACAUCGACAGAAGUUCUGCAACCUUUUCAAUUGCAUAAACCGAAACUUAUCGUCUCUGAAAACAUUUUCAAAAGUAGCCAAACUAUGCUUUCAAGUGGUGGAAAUUUGAUGUUCAUUCCGAGUAACAUUUCGGUCAAGUAUAUAAUUUGUGAAGAAAUGGAUAAGCCGCUUAUUUUUCUCUAUUUCCUGAUGGAACUGAAAUUGAGUCGUUUUCUUUGCUUCACAAAAGGAUGCAAAACUGCAGAAAAGUUGUUUUCGCUCUUCAACUUGAUGAGCAGAGAUGCCAACGUAUGUUUUCUAUCCAAAGCGAAACCAAAUCAACACGCAAGUUUGCUCAAGAAAUUCUCCAAGGGCGAAAUUAAUGGCGUGAUUUCGAAUGAUGUGUUGGCGCGUGGCAUUGACUUGAGCUUUGACUCGGUUUUGAUCUACGACCACAAUUCAGACCCAAACACAUUUGUCCACCGAGUCGGAAGGUGUGGUCGGGCAGGUAGAAAUGGCACUGCUGUCUCAAUUGUGACUCCCUACGAGAUAGAUUCAUUUCUCCACAUGACCUCAUCUCAAUUGGGUCUAAAUGGAGGAAGUGGAGGGGGGCCAAGGGUGGAGAAUGUCUCAGCCGAUGAUGUCAACAUAGCCCAGAUGAAACCACAGUACAUGGCCAGUCUGAAGAAACUGAAGACGGAAGCAAGGAGCAGACAUUUCAAACGAAACUGAAACACGACAACUUUGCGCAAAACUAUUAUUUUGUUUCAUUGCGUGAUAUUUUGAAGUUUAGGGUCAACUUUGUAUACAACGAGGAAUUUUGCGUGGAAAACUCCCAAUAUCUCUGUAAUAAGUUUGCACUUACGAAAGGUGUUCUGGCUUCUAAAGUAAACUAUGUUUCGAACAAAAUCAUUGAAUCAUUUGGUUGUUUUGUUUUUUUUUUGUUGCAAAAGCGGUUGAAUCUUGAUGUUAAUUACCUUUUUCUUUUUACUAUUUAUAUAGCGCUGAUUUGAAAGAUUCAAGACC
This is a messenger RNA of Symsagittifera roscoffensis, 1892 nucleotides long. RefSeq names its product ATP-dependent RNA helicase DDX51-like. The transcript is spliced from 7 exons. Lineage: Eukaryota; Metazoa; Xenacoelomorpha; Acoela; Convolutidae. Bases 6 to 1598 code for a protein of 530 amino acids. Gene Ontology annotation, cellular component: nucleus. The record is from RefSeq and is a predicted model, not a curated record. Gene Ontology annotation, molecular function: ATP binding; nucleic acid binding.